AUGCGGUCGUUCAUCCUCCCUCUUUCUCUCCUCCCCGGCGCCCUCGCCGCGACGGUCUACCUGGCCGGGGAUUCUACCAUGGCAUCCACCAACGGUGGCACCACUGAUGGCUGGGGCGACUAUAUCACUGAGUACGUCUCCGGCACUGUCAGCAACAAAGCGAUUGGCGGACGCAGCGCGCGCUCCUACACGCGGGAAGGUCGGUUUGACGACAUCGCCUCAGUAGUCCAAUCUGGCGACUACGUGGUGAUCGAGUUCGGGCACAACGAUGGCGGCUCCCUAGGCAACGACAACGGGCGCACCGACUGCCCAGGGACCGGCGACGAGACCUGCGAAACGACGUACGACGGCCAGCAGGAAACCGUGCUCACGUUCCCCGCAUACAUCCAGAACGCCGCGAAGACGUUCACCGCCAAAGGCGCAACCGUGCUGAUCUCUAGCCAAACACCCAACAAUGUCUGGGAGACUGGCGAGUAUGCCUACACGCCAUCGCGCUUCGUCGAGUACGCCCAGCUCGCGGCGGAAAAUGCAGGCGUGGAAUACGUGGACCACGGGGCUUAUGUAGCCAGCCGGUAUGAGAGCUUGGGAGGGGACACGGUGAACAGAUACUAUCCUAGUGACCACACGCACACGAGCCCCGAUGGAGCGGCUGUUGUUGCGGAGGCGUUUUUGAAGGCUGUUGUGUGCAGCGAUGUUGCGCUGAAGGAGGUGUUGUCGACGGAGGACUUUGAGGGAGAGUGUUUGUAG
This is a messenger RNA of Aspergillus steynii IBT 23096, 747 nucleotides long. Its product is annotated as rhamnogalacturonan acetylesterase RgaE. NCBI's taxonomy places the organism in Eukaryota, Fungi, Ascomycota, Eurotiomycetes, Eurotiales, Aspergillaceae. Gene Ontology annotation, molecular function: hydrolase activity, acting on ester bonds. The record is from RefSeq and is a predicted model, not a curated record. The transcript is spliced from 2 exons. Bases 1 to 747 code for a protein of 248 amino acids.